This is a messenger RNA of Solea solea (common sole), 1252 nucleotides long. RefSeq lists its product as uncharacterized. The coding region runs from base 315 to 1133 and encodes 272 amino acids. The transcript is spliced from 2 exons. Lineage: Eukaryota; Metazoa; Chordata; Actinopteri; Pleuronectiformes; Soleidae. The record is from RefSeq and is a predicted model, not a curated record.
CAGUGAGGAAACAGAGAGGCAGAGCAGCGUUGCACCACUUUCAGUGAGACUGUUAUUUACUAUAAAAGCUUGAUUUCAGACUGAGCAGCAGCAGCAGCAGCAGUGGUGUUGUUGUCACAGACACACACACACACACAGACAAACCGUGGAUGUAAUGCGUCUUCAUUAGGUUCAAAGACAAAAGUGUGGAUUCACCAGAGGAUCAAAGUGGAGGAGUGGGAGGAAUCGCGCAACUCUGGCUGAUUUAUGUCGAUCAUGUUGAGGAUCCAGUUUGUGCUUUGGAGUCACGUCCAAAACAAGUGUGAAGCCAGAGGAUGACGACAGCCAGUCCAGUCAGCAGCCCCACCUCCUCCCACUCCACCCAGUGCUCCCCUGCCUGCCUCCCAGCAUGCCACAGACAGCUGAGGAGGGGCCAGUUUCUUCACACCAAACUGCCCCUGCGCUCUGCCCCCGGCGUGUGGCUUAUGCUGGGAGUGCUUGUGGUUCUGGUGGGGUUGAGCGUCGCUGUGGCGGGUUAUGUGUCCGCAGCACCAAAGCCCGUGGGAGGCCGCGGCAGCACCCAUGCAGAGAGGAUGAAGCUGACUGGGCCGGUCGUCAUGGGAGUCGGCCUGUUCAUCUUCAUCUGCGCUGCCACGCUACUGUACGAGAAUCGCGACCGCGAAAACCUCAGACACGGGACACCUGAUGACCUGGAGAACCUGAAGGUAGGAUACAACUGGGAGGAUUCACAGGAGCAGCCCAGCUGGGAGUGUAAAGACGGAGAUCGGGGAUUCUGGGCCACACCGGCCCACACACUCCCCCUAUCGAACCAGAACUGGGUCUCUCCUCUUACUCCUUCUCUGCCUAGCGCCUGCAUGCUCGUCAGCAGCAGACCACUGCCUUCUGGAGAUGCAGGAGAUAAAGAGAAGGUGGACAAAAGGGAAAAGGAGGAGGAGGUGGAGGAGGAGGAGGAGGAGGAGAGGGAGGGGAGGUCAACCCUGCUUGCCCGAGUUCUGCACCACCAGGAACCGACACCCCACCCUCCGUCCCCCUGCCUGUCCGUCUCUCACAACUCCAUUUACUCAGACUCGUGCAACUCUAGUGAGCUCCACUUCAACAUACGGACAGACUCUCGUCAGCCGCCUCAGCACUGACCACCCCCUGCUGGUCUGAACCUCGACUGUCUCAUGAAACAUGCAUGAAGAGAUGCAGAUUGAAGUUCCAUGUGUAGAAGACAAGAGCGUGCAUUCCUCAAUAAACAGCUUAAAUGUUG